CGCCGCGAACUCAGUGUUAUCACAGACUCGCAGGCCGGCACUCGCGCCCGCCCGCGCUACACUCGCGACAACCGUUACCUCACUUGCAACAACCUCCACGCACUCAAACAUACUAAAAAAAACCCUAAAAAUAAUUAUGAAAUAUCUAGAAACGUCGUCUGAAACACCGGCCUCGCUGUGGAAAAUCGCGACAGUCCCGAGUGAAUAAAUCUGAAGAAACUUUUCACGAAGUUUGUCAGUUUAGUGAUAGCGGUGUUAGUUGCUGGUUUAAGUGAUGUUGUAGCGUUCGAAGAACUGAUUAAAACUUGCAGGAUACUCUGAUGGUGGAGUGGUAGCGGCGGCGGCGGGUGGCGGCGCGGGGGCGGCGCGGGGGCGGCGCGGGGGCGGCAUGGCGGAGGCGUACUGCGAGCCGGGCGGGCGGCACUUCCAGCGCGUGUACGUGCAGGCGCACGGCUACAUCGCGCUGGCGCUGUGCCUGCUGGGCUCGGCCGCCAACUCCGUGAACAUCGCCGUGCUGUCCCGCCGCGAGAUGGCGUCCUCCACCAACUCCAUCCUCACGGGGCUGGCCGUGGCCGACCUGCUGGUCAUGCUGGACUACGUGCCCUUCGCGCUGCACAUCUACACGCGCCUCGGCUCCGCUCUCAACAGGAACUCCUACGGCUGGGCCGUCUUCGUCUACUUCCACUCGAUAUUCAGCCAAACUUUCCAUACCGUCUCCAUCUGGCUCACGAUAACGUUGGCCGUGUGGCGCUACAUCGCGAUCAAGUUCCCGCAGAAAAACAAAACGCUCUGCGACAAGAGGAAUACGACCAUCGCGAUCGCCAUGGCGUAUGUGGUGUGCCCCAUCCUGUGCCUGCCCAUCUACUUCGCCAUGAACAUCGAGGAGAUGCCGCAGCCCCUCGCGAACCACACGAGCGACGCCAACGCGACCUCCGUCAACGACACCGGCGUCAGCGGCGAGCCUAUCUACGUGAUUACGAUGACAAACAAUAAGGGCUUGUUGACUGCGAUAUUUUGGAUGUACAGUGUGUUCAUUAAGCUGAUCCCGUGUGUUGUGCUAUCGAUACUGAGUGUGUGUUUAAUUAUGAAAAUGAAAUCAAGUGAUAGAAGAAGGCAGAAGUUGUUGAAGAAGUCCGCCAUCACUACUAACGAGGGCGAGAAAGCGCGCCUCAACGACGAGGGCGGCGCGAAGAAGGGCGGCGGCGGAGGGGGGCGCACGGACCGCACCACGCGCAUGCUGCUGGCGCUGCUGGGGCUGUUCCUGGCCACGGAACUGCCGCAGGCGCUGUUCGGCCUGCUGACCGCCCUCGCGCCGCACCUCUUCCAAGUCUGCUAUUAUUCUUUUGGCGAGGUGAUGGACCUGAUGGCGCUGGUGGGGUCAGCGGUGAACUUUGUGCUGUACUGCAGCAUGAGCCGGCAGUUCCGCUGCACGUUCGAGCGGCUGGCGCGCAAGCUGCUGCCGGGCGGGGGCGGGGGUGGGGGCGGCGGGGCGCGGGGGGGCGCGCUGCCGCUCACCGAGGUGUCGAGGACGUAGCGAGCGCCCGCCGCGGCUGCUGCACAGCUCUAGAUUGAGAUGGUCGCAGAGCAGCUACAACAAUCCCGAGGAGGUGCUUCGAGUAAACAUUGAGUCCUAUAUCGUACGGACCAAUUUAAGCUGACGUGUGGUGUGUGUGUGUACUUCAACUUGCAAACAAUGCUUCAAGUGCAGUGAAACCAGUCAAUCGUUUGUAGAGUGAAAUGUGUAGUAGUUAGAGUAGUUUAUGAUUAGGAAAGUAUAGGUAUAAGUACUUAGAUGAUAAGUUUAAGAUAUAACCAAACUUUCAGGAUUCUAAUAUUUUAUGGCUCUGCCUCUGUCAUGGACAUGUAUAAGUACUUAAUUCAUAUUUCAUAGCAUAAUAAUUGUUGAAUAUUGUAUCGUACUGAGUAACGAGGCCAAUCAUGCAAUCCUGAGGAAGUAAUUGACGUUCUCCAAAGAUAACAAUUAGAAGAAUAAUACAUAAAAGGUCCAAAGAUCUUGAACAAUUUGUAGUAACAAACAAUUUUUAUUCGUAUGCAUAUUUAUAAUAAAAAUUACCUCUCUGUAUAUUUUUAUUCUUCUGGAAAAUAUUUUCUAUAAAUCUGCGCCGGGCUGAAAUGACGCACUACCCUUAUGAUUCAUAGCACGUAUAAUAUGUACCUAAGGGUUAUUAUUGCGUGAGCGUGGAUGCUACGUGAUGUUACAAGCUCUACUGUAAAUUGAAUAAUACAAGUGAAAGCAAAAGCCUCGCUAUAAGGCUUUAAAACAAUUUAAGCUUUUUGUUAAAAUUCGCAACAGACCGGCAGCAGGGCAAAAAGGUUUCCGUCUACCUUUGUCAAAAGCUACAAUUAUAAAUUGGGCAUGCCAUUGAGAGGUAGUCGUAUGUAUGGAUGUACAUUUACAGAUGAUAUUUAUAGAAGUACUGGCUGUUGCAAAUCGUGAUCAUCACUUUUGAACAAAGCCAUAAAUGUAACUUGUUGGGUGUAGCUUGUAAUUAAUAGGCAGAAAUAAGUUUAUAGUCCCUCACCGUAACGCUGUCGAGUAUCUUGUGUUAUAACUGAUAGUAAAAAUAUAAUAAUCCCGUUUCAAAGAAAAUUAUGCAUAUAAUUAGUCAAUAUUUUAUACUAUCAUUUUAUUUUAUAUAUUAUUUGUACUUUUAUACAUGUACAAAUAAUAUUUUUGCACGAAUCGAAACAUGGUUGUAGAAGAUUUUUGAGAAGGAAACGUCAAAACGGACUUUUAUUGAAUUCUGCUACUUCCGUUUCGAUAGCUUACUAUAAUCUUUUCCAACACUUGAGGUGCUUGAAGUCUCGUAUCCAGGAUUGCAGACACCUUAGCUGUAGAAUAACUGCGUCAAGAAAUGUCCUAAUAUUUACCGAUGUUUUUUUUAAUAUUUAUUUAUAAACUGUUUAUUGUACACAUACACAAGCAAACAUAACAGAGAACAGUUACAAAUAAAAAAACACAUAUUACGCAGAUAAAUCGGGCUUGCCGUUAAAUAUAAGUACUUACUACAGAAAAUUUAUCAAAAAUAAUACUUUGAUUUCUGACAUAAUUAAGGAAGGUAGGUACUCUACAUGGCUUCAAGUAGGUAUUAAAAUACACUCACGGGAAAUGAAAAGUUUCCACUGAGAAAAGCACCAAAUUACUCCUUAACGGAAAAAGCUGCAACAUUGAAAUACAGGAUAAUAUCCUGGUGCUCUGUUAAAUGUCCAACUAAAAACGGUAAUAUUUUGUUCAAAUAUUUCAUUAACUGUUUAAAAAAAUUGGAGUUGUUGAUGUCAGCAUUUUGUGAGUGGAACUUUUUCAUUGCCCGUGAGUGUAAAAUAAAAACUUCGGUACUGAUUAAGAAAGUCGUAUUUAGGAAAUAAUAAGCAUACUUAACACAAUUUCGAAAAUGAAAUAAUGUAAAUAUAAAUAUGUGA
Plutella xylostella (diamondback moth) is the source of this 3441-nucleotide messenger RNA. It is a transcript of the gene msR, whose product is annotated as myosuppressin receptor. Gene Ontology annotation, cellular component: plasma membrane. Gene Ontology annotation, biological process: G protein-coupled receptor signaling pathway. The record is from RefSeq and is a predicted model, not a curated record. NCBI's taxonomy places the organism in Eukaryota, Metazoa, Arthropoda, Insecta, Lepidoptera, Plutellidae. Gene Ontology annotation, molecular function: G protein-coupled peptide receptor activity.